Messenger RNA from Pyrus x bretschneideri (Chinese white pear), 2218 nucleotides. RefSeq names its product protein HOTHEAD-like. Gene Ontology annotation, molecular function: flavin adenine dinucleotide binding; oxidoreductase activity, acting on CH-OH group of donors. The record is from RefSeq and is a predicted model, not a curated record. The transcript is spliced from 5 exons. The coding region runs from base 352 to 2088 and encodes 578 amino acids. Lineage: Eukaryota; Viridiplantae; Streptophyta; Magnoliopsida; Rosales; Rosaceae.
AGAUUUUGUAACUUCGACGACUGUGCUUCGUGUACAAGGAAGCGACUAAUUAGGGUUUAAGCUAGUGAUCAAAAAUGGAAAUGGUGCGUAUGAAGAGCAUUGAUUCUUUACAUGAGUGGGUGAAAAUUUAUGUUGUUCAACUAAAAAUGUAUCUACAUCUUUAGGUCGUUCUUUUUGUGCACAAAGAACGUUUGCUAGGGCACUGGGCCUUAAGGAUUUAGGCUUAUUUAAGGGUGAGUAGCUAGUGUGGUUUUUGGUAAUUAAAAUCAAGAACACACCCAGAUCUUCAUAUAUAUGUUGCAAAAUUAAUUUUAUUAUCUCUGGGGAAAGUUAAUUAUAUUAGAGGUCACAAUGUGUACUACAUUUUUUGAAGCUUAUCUUCUUGCUGGAAUUCUCUUGUUGCUUCCCAUUUGUUAUUCCGAUAAAGCUCCGGACUAUACAUUUGUUAGAGAAGCAAUAUCAGCCCCAGCAGUGGUUCACUAUGACUACAUAGUCAUUGGCGGAGGCACCGCAGGGUGUCCGCUAGCGGCCACUCUCUCUCACGGUGCCACCGUUUUAGUCCUGGAAAGAGGCGGCUCGCCUUAUGGCAAUCCGAACAUAAUCAACAUUGACAAAUUUGCCCCCACUCUUUUGGAUAUCUCUCCCACAUCCCCAGCCCAGCAGUUCACCUCCGAGGAUGGCGUCUUUAACAUCCGGGCACGAGUGCUGGGUGGCGGCUCAGCAGUGAACGCUGGGUUUUACACGCGUGCCAGCACACAUUACAUCAAGGAAGUAGGUUGGAACCAGAGAAUGGUCAAUCAGUCGUAUGAAUGGGUUGAGAAAGUGGUGGCUUUUGAACCGGAGAUUUUGCAGUGGGAGACUGCUUUCAGAGAUGGUUUGCUUGAAGUGGGAGUCUUGCCUCACAAUGGGUUUACCUAUGAGCAUUUGUAUGGGACUAAAGUUGGUGGGAGUAUUUUUGAUGCAGAUGGACAUAGACACACAGCUGCAGAUUUGCUUCAGUAUGCAGACCCUAGAAAGAUCAAUGUUUAUUUGAAUGCACGUGUACAAAAAAUCUUGUUUAGACACAUUCCUGGAAGACUAAGACCGCAAGCUUAUGGUGUGAUUUAUAGAGAUGCACACGGUAUUAGGCACUAUGCAUACCUAAAAAUGAACUCCAAGAAGAAUGAAAUCAUCUUAUCAGCCGGUGCGAUUGGGAGCCCUCAACUGUUGAUGCUGAGUGGCGUGGGGCCCGCCUUCCAUCUCCGAGCUCACGGCAUCAAGGUGGUAGCAGACCAACCCAUGGUCGGCCAGGGAAUGGCGGAUAAUCCAAUGAAUCUUCUGCUCAUUCCCUCACCUCAACCAGUUGAGGUCUCCCUGGUUCAAGUUGUGGGCAUCACAAAGUUUGAAAGCUACAUUGAAGGAGCUAGCGGAUUGACCCUUCCCAUUCCCUUGGCUCAUAGGCUUUCCAAUCACUUUAAGCACUUCUUGAGUCAGCCUGAGCACCAUCCUUUUAGAGCUUCACCAAAAAUCAUGGCUUGGGCAGCUGAUACUGUAAACGGAAUUGUCAAUAAAACUCUCAGAGCCGGAGUCAUACUUGAAAAAAUCAUGGGUCCACUCUCCACAGGCCAUCUUGCGCUGAGGAACACAAACCCUGAUGACAAUCCAUUUGUCACCUUUAACUACUUCAAAGAACCAGAAGACUUAAGGAAGUGCAUUGAAGGCAUGAGGACCAUUAUCGAUGUUGUGAACUCCAAAGCCUACUCAAAGUUCCGUUACAAAAACAUGCCGGUUGAAGCUCUCAUUAACCUGAUGCUGACUUUACCAGUUAACGGAAGGCGAAAGCAUGCCAACGCUACAUUUUCUUUGGAACAAUUCUGCAUAGACACUGUGAUGACCAUAUGGCACUAUCAUGGAGGUUGUCAAGUUGGAAGGGUUGUUGAUAAAGGAUAUAGGGUUCUUGGUAUUGAUUCUCUUCGGGUUGUUGAUGGCUCGACGUUUUAUCGCACCCCGGGUACUAAUCCUCAAGCUACUGUUAUGAUGCUUGGAAGGUACAUGGGACAAAGGAUUCUGCAUGACAGAUUACUCCGUGGAUCGAAAAAUAAAAAUUGAUGUGAUCACUUUUGUUGCCCAAAGAUAAAGUCGAUUAAUGAUUAUUGGAAUAGAUGUCUCUGAGAUAUUUGAUUGAAUAUUGUAUAGAUUGGAACCUUAAGAGUUAAUAAUCUAUAUUUUUGUUGUCAUA